Molecule: messenger RNA, 1503 nt
Organism: Tachyglossus aculeatus (Australian echidna)
Lineage: Eukaryota; Metazoa; Chordata; Mammalia; Monotremata; Tachyglossidae
Gene: HHEX
Product: hematopoietically expressed homeobox
Biological process (GO): cell differentiation; regulation of transcription by RNA polymerase II
Molecular function (GO): DNA-binding transcription factor activity, RNA polymerase II-specific; RNA polymerase II cis-regulatory region sequence-specific DNA binding
Source: RefSeq, a predicted model, not a curated record
AUGCAGUACCCGGCCCCGGCCGGGCUCCCCCCCUCCGCCGCCGCCGCCGCCGCCGCGGCCGCCGCGGCCCUGGGGGUCCCUCUGUACGCGCCCACCCCGGUGCUGCAGCCGGCGCAUCCCACCCCGUUCUACAUCGAGGACAUCCUGGGCCGCGGGCCCCCGGCCGCCCCGGCGCCCAGCCUGCCGUCCGCCAACUCGUCCUUCACCAGCCUGCCCGUGGCCUACCGGGCCCCGGCCUUCGAGCCCCCGGCCGCCUGCCGCCCCCCCGCCGCAGCCCUGGCCGCCCCCUACGGGGUCGGGGUCGGGGUCGGGGUCGGGGUCGGCGUCGGCGUCGGGGUGGCGGGGGCCCCCGGGGCCCUGGCCGGACCCUUCUACCCGUUCCCCCGCGCCGUCGGAGACUACCCGCCCGCCCUGCUGCGCCAGGACCCCCUCGGGAAGCCCCUCCUGUGGAGCCCGUUCCUGCAGAGGCCACUGCACAAGAGGAAGGGAGGCCAGGUGCGGUUCUCCAACGAGCAGACCGUCGAGCUGGAGAAGAAGUUCGAGACCCAGAAAUACCUCUCUCCGCCCGAGCGAAAACGGCUCGCCAAGAUGCUGCAGCUCAGCGAGAGGCAGGUCAAGACUUGGUUCCAGAACCGCCGGGCCAAGUGGAGGCGGCUGAAACAGGAGAACACACCCAGUGCCAAGAGAGAAGACCAGGAAACAGAGCCGGACCCGCCCCUGGACCGGGACCGGGACCGGGCCCGGACCCCAAACCCGGAUCGGGACCAUCCGGCCAGCCCCCGCGGCCAGCGGCCUGACCCGAAGCUCUCGGAUCGGGCUGUCUCCCCGGCCCUACCGUCGCGGGGCGAUCCGGACUCAGAGGUGUCUGACGACUCCGACCAAGAGGUGGACAUUGAAGGAGACAAAGGUCACCCAAGCACCGGUCACUAGCGGGGCCGCGGGGGAGACGUGACGCUAGCACUUUGGGAGGCGCCUCCCGUCCACCAGCCGGAGCUCCAAGUGCCCGGGGGACCCAGGAGGCGGAGAAGCCAGCGAGGGGGUCACCCCCAAGGGGUGCAUCCCCAAGGCAGCGAGGACGGUCCCCCAUUCCCUGGGCGUGAUGCCCCUCUGGCUCCCGGGAAGGUCUGACACCAGCUUGGCCUGUGCCCUGAUGUCUGAGGAUGUGGCCCCCGAAGUGGCAAUUUUAGGGACCCCCCCAGGGGCUGUGGGGAGCCGGAGAGACAACUCGGCCUCGGGAAGGAGCCCAUGAAGAUCCACGGCUGGGGACGGGGCACAGGGAAGGCCUCUGGGGGGUCUCUGGAAUUCCCUUGGGGUCGAAGGCAUCCCAAACCCAGGGCACAGGACCUGUUUUUUACCCGCCUGUGGGUCGUCUUUUAGGAGCCCUGGGUUUUACCAUCUUUGUAGCGCGGGCUUUUGCAGUCUUGAUAAGCGCUGGGUUUUUUUUUUACCGUUUUUAUAGCGCGUGUUUUUACAAUCAUUAUAGCGCUGAUUUUCAGUCUUUGA